Seriola dumerili (greater amberjack) is the source of this 338-nucleotide messenger RNA. RefSeq names its product small integral membrane protein 22 (gene smim22). Lineage: Eukaryota; Metazoa; Chordata; Actinopteri; Carangiformes; Carangidae. The transcript is spliced from 4 exons. Gene Ontology annotation, biological process: regulation of cell population proliferation. The record is from RefSeq and is a predicted model, not a curated record. The coding region runs from base 117 to 338 and encodes 73 amino acids.
AUGCGGAAGGAGGAAGGUGGAGCGGUGUCAGGUGAGUGAUUAACAGGUGCGCCAGGUAGACCUUCAUCCCGGAAGGAAAAAGACUAAAACAAACGACGCUACUGACAGACGGAGAGAUGGAGCAGAGGAACAUCCAGCAGGAAUUUGAGGAUCAGUUCAAUGAUGUGGUCUCCAGACUGCAGAGCAAGCAGUUAUUCCAGUCUGACUGGGACAUCGGUUCUUUUGCAGUCUUCUUCAUCUUCAUUGGAAUGGUUCUGCUGCUGGUCAUCCUGGUUCUCAUCCGCUGCUGCUGCUGCUGCUGUUGUAAUGAUGAGAAGAGCUCAGAGCCAACAGGUUGA